AUGGUGCAUGUGGUAAAACUGAAAGUUUCAUGGAUUCGUAUCGAUGGGAGCACUCCCAUUUAUUCGCGGGCGGCAUCCCUCUCACGGUUUAAUCAGGGCGAUGCUCGAGUUGCAAUUAUAGGCAUUACUGCCUGUGCCGUUGGAAUACAAUUGACAGCUGCAUCGUGUGCCUUAUUUGCCGAGCUUCCGCCUGACGCGACGUGGAUGCAACAGGCAGAAGAUCGGCUGCAUCGUCCUGGACAAGAGAAACAUGUUGUUUUCUUUUACAUUGUGGGGGCAAAUUCAUUUUUUGAUAGUGAGCGUUUUGCACGGCUGUGCCGCUCAUUUCAGUCUGUUCGUCGCACCACCGAUGGAGUGCCUUCUUCUCUGACUGCAAGUUAUGCAAGUCACAUUGAGCCAUUUGGUGGUGAUAUCACGGAUACAAAUUUAUCCGUUGUGAAAAUCGCAAGCACUUCCUUUAAUCUUGCGGCCUCAACACCGCUUGUGUUCCGCAUUAGUUCCAACACAGGACGCAUCCACGUGAAACAAGGCGGGAAUUACUUAUUGAGUCUCUCUCUCGAUGAAGCGCAGCAGCACUGGCCUCUCACGGACGACUUCUCACAGGAGUUAAAAAAGUUUAUAUUAAACGUGGAGUCCUUGUCGUUGGUUGAACGUCGCCAACUGCGGUUAAGUUCUGUUUGGCUUCCAUCGAAUUUCUCAUGGCGGAGAGAAAAGAGACAGCGAAAAACUUUUGUUCGCUAUGCUCAAGAUCGACCCGUCCUGGGAAGAGUAUUUUUCUGGAAGGUUCAGCGACAUCCGUACCCAUCACAUCCAUACGCGGCACAACUGGGGAUCUCGGGAAAUGGCUACGUGCCGCUCUGCUUGGAGUGCGAAGGCAUUUUUCCAACCCUAUUCUCUCCAUCGCCCGGUGAUGUUGUGUGCAUUGAAAAGGAUACAGACAUGUUUUGCAGUGGCCGGUGUCGUGCGGCCUUUUAUAUUAAGCGUUCCGGAUCUGUUGCUCGAAGAAGUCUCCGAGAGGCUGAUAAAGGCAUUUGUUUUCACUGCCAGGUUGAUUGCGAGAUGCUCUGUUCAUUGCUAGCGGCCGCAACGACAUGGAAAGAGCGAGAAGCCAUUUUGGACCGUAUGCAUCCGCAGAUGCGGCAGCAUCCGACACUUUUUAGGCGAAUUGUCGAAAAUCCAGUUGCCGGAAACAUCUGGAAUGCAGAUCACAUCUUGCCUGUGAGUCAGGGCGGAGGUGAGGCGACUAUGGACAACCUCCAAACCCUCUGCGUGGCGUGUCAUGCGGAGAAGACAAUGUGUGAGUCGAAAAUUCGACACAAAGACGCUUUCAAGGGGAGCUACCGCACCACGGUGGAUCUCUCCAGACAUCGUCUCACGGUGAAGGGCCCACGCCGUGUGACGGCAGAACGUUUGCUGUUUUUGAAGGAACAAGCCUUGUACUUUGCCCUGCGCCUUUUUUUUUUGUGUGUGUCUCCUUUUUCUUUGGGGUUCCACCGGACUACGUUCCCGUUUUUUUUUUCUUUUUUUUUUUGA
Trypanosoma cruzi is the source of this 1533-nucleotide messenger RNA. Its product is annotated as SNF2 DNA repair protein, putative. The transcript has a single exon. Gene Ontology annotation, cellular component: nuclear replication fork. Gene Ontology annotation, biological process: replication fork processing; DNA repair. The record is from RefSeq and is a predicted model, not a curated record. The coding region runs from base 1 to 1533 and encodes 510 amino acids. Gene Ontology annotation, molecular function: zinc ion binding; nucleic acid binding; endonuclease activity. Lineage: Eukaryota; Euglenozoa; Kinetoplastea; Trypanosomatida; Trypanosomatidae.